Molecule: messenger RNA, 3132 nt
Organism: Microbotryum saponariae
Lineage: Eukaryota; Fungi; Basidiomycota; Microbotryomycetes; Microbotryales; Microbotryaceae
Source: the annotation of a GenBank genome assembly
AUGAAUACUGAACCCAUCGAUGUCACUGCACUGGCGUCAGCUGUACUCGUGCGUGCUGCGCCUCUCCCAUUUUGCUCCUCGAUUGCCCCGACCACGUGACUUGCUGACUACGUGUCGAUCCGCGUCGCACAGGCUCAGCGACAUGACCCAGCACAAACACAAGCCCUGCCUUUACCACCGAUCGAGCUGAUCACCCUGUUUUGUGAUGCCAUUCACACAAGCGAGGUGACUACCGAGACGCGUGUACUCGUGCUCAAGGCGCUCCGCAGCUCGUGGUCGAGCGAGGCCAAGGAGGUCAGUUCGGCACUUGUCAGCACCACGUGAACGUCGUCCAUACCUCAGCCAGAGAGCUGACGAGGAAUGCUCAUCACUGGGAUCUAGAUCCACCCAAUACUGCUCUCGACUACGCUCCCUCUCCUGGCCGACGUCUCCAUCGCCGUUCGCACUCAAGCCAGCUCGCUGCUGAUCCACGUCGUAUCGACCGCGUCGGCUCAGCUGGUGACCGACCACGUCGACACCUUGGCCUCGUCCAUAACGAAAUCACUAUCACCCUACCACCUCGUACCUCCGACAUCGUCGGCGCUGCGGCUCGUCUCACUCUCGCUUCGACUCCUAAAUGCUGCGCUGCUCAAGCUUCCUUCGAGCGCCCUCACGGCUCUGCGAGUGGACGUGGUACUGUCCAUCAUUGCCCAUUGGAUAUACUAUGAUCGUGCAAACCCUGGAUUAAAGGGCCCUGGCCUCACCGCUCCACCUGAUCGGCUCAUCUCGCAUCCGACCAACUCACCGUUCACCUCGACCACCACGCCCAAACCCCUGAGCGGCGCCAUGAUGUCAUUCGGCGCCAUGGCUUCGUUUUCACCUACGUCGUCGCCUUCUUCCAGAAAGACCCUGUCUCGCUCCUCCUCUCAGACCUCGCUCAAUACAGUCAGCUCGAUUCACGCCGACACGUACAAGUCCGACUCGGAAACCGACGACGACCAAGCCUCUGUCUCAUCCGAGCAAGCGCCGCGUCUCACCUCGGGUCAUGUUCGCCUCGAUGCGCUUGCGGUGCUCAAAACCCUAGCAUCGGCUCAACCGAAACUUUUGUACCCGAGAUGGAAUCUCUUCUUCUGCGAUUCGGCCUACGUGCGGUCCAAGCCGACUCUGUUAGGCUUGAUCGAAACGGAUCGUUCGGUCACCGUCAGACUGAGGGCGGCGAGAAUUUUGGAGUUGAUGUUCAAAGAAUCGAGAGCGUUCUUGGCGAUCGCAGAGGACCGGUGAGUUGGUUGGCGAGUUUGAUUGCAGGAACGGCCGCAGAGGUCUGAACCAACUCCGCCCUCCGGACUACAGACCGACCAAAGCCUCCUUCACUUCACUCUCUUCCAAGCUCGGCACGCUACUCGCCGAGCUUCACCUCAAGCUCACGUCGCUUUUAUCCGCGCCGUCAGUCACAUCCAACGUUGAACUAUUGCUCGCGCUUCUGACACUCGUCGAGACGCUGGGUAACAAUGCACCAUACGCUCGACUACGCCAAAAGUCUUUGACGAGGGGUCUCGCCAAGACCUUGGUGCAGUUGACGGUCCAUCACGGUGCGUGACUAUAACCCUUCUUCGCUUCCCACUCUUUUGCACGUACUCAAGCGAGUUUCCUGCAGAACACUCGAUUGCGCUCGCAGCCAUGGCGGGCUUGAUCGCUGUCACUCGAUCCGAGCUCCUGUCCUCCGAUCCCGCCUCACUCGAUCUCGCCUCGAUGAUCCGCCAAGUAAUGAUCCUUGCGCCGCAUUCUUCCGACCCCAGGAUCGCCAAGAGUGCUUGGGAGCUACUGUGUCUCAUCACGCCUCAUAUCCCAGAAUCAGAUCUACUACCGGCCAUCGCCUUGUUCGACGCCAUCAUUUCGACAUCCGACGCAACGUUGACGCCGGAGCAAAUUUCGUUCUAUUCUGCGCUGUUCAAAACUUCGACUAUCUUUGUCUCUCCCCCAUCAGAAAGCGAGAAGGAGCGACUAGUCGAACUCGUACGAGUCGCCCUGCGACACCCUUCUCCAGUUCUCAAGGUCACGACAGCUCAGGUGCUCGUGUCCGAGAAAUUCCUCGGUUUCCUCCGGUCAUCGUCUUCGACAUACUCAAUCGACGUAAUACAAGAGCUCCUCGACCUUACCCCACUCACCUCAACGACUACAGAAGAAGAGCAAGACCUCGUCGCCGCAGCCGUUUAUCGCUCGCUCGGCCAAGUCAUCAAAUCCGAUUAUUUCAAUACACUACCCAACGCUGCCUCACGCUUGAGGAACCAAAUUCUGCCAGCUUUGAUGAGGCGGUGCUCAAUAUCGUGUUCCGAAUCCGUCGUCUCGAUGGCGAGUUGGGCCUUUGCAAACUCGAUCGAUAUACUCUUCCCUUCAUCUUCGACAUCAACACCGAGCGAUCUAGCGUUCACUUUGGAAGAAACAUCAGCGAUGUUCAACAUCGCCGAUACUUUCCUCAAGACAGAAACAUGCGAACCGAUUCAAACGAAUGGUAUACGAUCGAUCUGUCUCCUCUUGCGCGACCCAGCGUCCUGCGGUACGCGGUCGUUCGAGGAGAACGUGACGCACACUUUGAUUACGAUCCUUCAGGAUCAGAAAGGGAAGGGGGUCAAAGUGAGGUGGAACGCUGCUACAGGGUUAGGUCAUUGGCUGGUUGGGCUAAAGGAUCGUAAACCAACGAGCUGGCGAGGAGCUUUGAGGGAACUUAUCCUGGACGCCCUCAUUCAGGUCGGAAUCGAAUCGAUCUUGAUCCAUCUUUUACAGCAGUCACGAUCGGCUGAAUCCUCAGCGCCUCAGGUACAACACACGACUGACGCCUGCACGACGUCCGUACCGCCCACGCCACCACUCAUCAUAUUGAACUACAAGAUCUCAAUCCAGUGCGUCCGAGCGCUCCGACAAGCCGCUCCACUGACCGUAUCAGAAGUCGAGCGAAUUCAUCGAGCGAGGAAGGGUAGCCCAGCCCCGGACCUGUUCGCUUUCUUGGAUCAAGUCAAGGGGAAGGAACGAGGUCAUGACCUGUUCGCUUUCUUGGAUCAAGUCAAGGGGAAGGAACGAGGUCAUGCGCAGAUGUUGGGUCAGGAGUUGAGAGCGUUGUUGUUGGUGGUGGAUGUGGAUGUAAGCAGUGGCGAAUAA